Messenger RNA from Oncorhynchus gorbuscha (pink salmon), 5672 nucleotides. RefSeq names its product selectin P. Gene Ontology annotation, cellular component: membrane; external side of plasma membrane. The transcript is spliced from 17 exons. Gene Ontology annotation, biological process: heterophilic cell-cell adhesion; response to cytokine; leukocyte tethering or rolling. Gene Ontology annotation, molecular function: oligosaccharide binding; sialic acid binding. The record is from RefSeq and is a predicted model, not a curated record. Bases 71 to 2752 code for a protein of 893 amino acids. NCBI's taxonomy places the organism in Eukaryota, Metazoa, Chordata, Actinopteri, Salmoniformes, Salmonidae.
UUCAUUUGGAUGGGUGUGAUGACAUGGAAAACAGCACAUUUUAUUAGUCUCCCCAAAUCUUGAGGAAGAGAUGCUUCAGUGGUCCAACUAUCUCAGACAGAGCCUAUAUAAUAGGUUGCUGGUGAUUCUAUUGAUGACAAUCUACCAAGACUUAACAGGUGAGACAGGAGGUGUCCAGGCCUGGACAUAUAACUACAGCGUCAACCAGAAUCUGGACUGGGAUUCGGCCCGCCAGUGGUGCAGGCAGGACUACACGGACAUGGUGGCCAUCCAGAACCAGGAGGAGAUCGUCUAUCUCAACACCAUGCUCCCUAAGAACUCACAAUACUACUGGAUCGGCCUCCGCAAGGUGAAUGAGAUGUGGACCUGGACGGGGACUAACAAGACACUGACCAAAGAGGCGGAGAACUGGGCCGUCGGGGAGCCCAACAACGUAGGGGACGGACAGGACUGUGUGGAGAUCUACAUCAAAAGAGGAAAGGACGAAGCCAAGUGGAACGAUGAGAGAUGCACAAAAAAGAAGGGAGCCCUGUGCUACACAGCUUCUUGCUCAGAGCAUUGCUGCAGCGCCCAUGCAGAGUGUUUAGAGAACAUAGGGAACUACACCUGUCAAUGUGACCCUGGCUUCAAGGGCCCCCGGUGCCAGGAAGCCGUAGAGUGUGACACUGUGUCGGACCCAGAGCAGGGUUCAGUGAACUGUGACCAUCCUCAUGGGCUGUUUGCCUUCAACUCCUCUUGCCAGUUCCACUGUGCCCAGGGAUACCAGCUGCAGGGGGCAUCACAACUGCUCUGCCAGGCCACAGGGCUCUGGGACCACCGUGCCGCUCAGUGCCAAGUCAAACAGUGUCCAGCGCUGGACAGUGGUCCUCAUAGAGGGACUAUGAACUGCAGUAACCCCAUCGCCCUGCACAGUUAUAACUCCACCUGUGAAUUCAGCUGUGAUUUGGGGUUUGACCUAAUAGGACCAGACAGGAUUCAGUGUGACCACACAGGACAGUGGACAGGCAACGUCUCCACCUGCACAGUGGUGAGGUGUGGCCCCCUGUCCCCUCCUGCCAUGGCGAACAUGUCCUGUGUGGACCCCCUGGGGGCUUCCUCCUUCACCUCCUCCUGUGGGUUCUCCUGUGAGGAGGGCUACCUGCUGAGAGGAGACACCAACCUCACCUGUUUAUCUACUGGACAAUGGACCAACCACACACCUGCAUGUGAACCUCAGCAGUGCGACAUCUUAACCUCUCCCCCGCACGGCUCCAUGAACUGCUCUGGCCUCCAUGGUCAGUUCCACUACGGGUCCCAGUGUCUGUUCUCCUGUGAGGAGGGGUUCCUGCUGAACGGGUUGGCUGAUACAGAGUGCACCUCCCUGGGCACAUGGAGCAGGAGAGCCCCCCUCUGUCUCGCUCAGCAGUGCGACAUCUUAACCUCUCCCCCGCACGGCUCCAUGAACUGCUCUGGCCUCCAUGGUCAGUUCCACUACGGGUCCCAGUGUCUGUUCUCCUGUGAGGAGGGGUUCCUGCUGAACGGGUUGGCUGAUACAGAGUGCACCUCCCUGGGCACAUGGAGCAGGAGAGCCCCCCUCUGUCUGGUGGUGAGGUGUGGUCGCCUGUCCCCUCCUGCCAUGGGGAACAUGUCCUGUGUGGACCCCCUGGGGGCUUCCUCCUUCACCUCCUCCUGUGGGUUCUCCUGUGAGGAGGGCUACCUGCUGAGAGGAGACACCAACCUCACCUGUUUAUCUACUGGACAAUGGACCAACCACACACCUGCAUGUGAACCUCAGCAGUGCGACAUCUUAACCUCUCCCCCGCACGGCUCCAUGAACUGCUCUGGCCUCCAUGGUCAGUUCCACUACGGGUCCCAGUGUCUGUUCUCCUGUGAGGAGGGGUUCCUGCUGAACGGGUUGGCUGAUACAGAGUGCACCUCCCUGGGCACAUGGAGCAGGAGAGCCCCCCUCUGUCUCGCUCAGCAGUGCGACAUCUUAACCUCUCCCCCGCACGGCUCCCUGAACUGCUCUGACCUCCAUGGUCAGUUCCACUACGGGUCCCAGUGUCUGUUCUCCUGUGAGGAGGGGUUCCUGCUGAACGGGUUGGCUGAUACAGAGUGCACCUCCCUGGGCACAUGGAGCAGGAGAGCCCCCCUCUGUCUGGUGGUGAGGUGUGGCACCCUGUCCCCUCCUGCCAUGGGGAACAUGUCCUGUGUGGACCCCCUGGGGGCUUCCUCCUUCACCUCCUCCUGUGGGUUCUCCUGUGAGGAGGGCUACCUGCUGAGAGGAGACACCAACCUCACCUGUUUAUCUACUGGACAAUGGACCAACCACACACCUGCAUGUGAACUGGUCCAGUGUGAGAACCUAUUGCCCAGACAGCCAUCUCUACCACCCACUCCAUCCUCAACCCCACCAUCAACCCAGGGACCCUUCAUGAACUGCUCACACUACCUAGGGGAGUUUAGCUUCAGCUCUCUGUGCCUCUUCACCUGCAGCAAAGGUUACUAUCUGAACGGAACAGAAGAGCUAUCCUGCACCUCAGAGGGACAAUGGAGUGACCUCGUGCCCUCUUGCCAAAGAAACAUCAACUCUGUCCAAGAGUCCUCUAGGAUGCUGGUCUAUGCAGUGGUGGGAGCUGCCUCUGCUGCCGGGCUGUUACUACUGCUGGGUCUGGGCAUGCUGGCCGCAAAGAAGCUCCGCAAGAAAGGUGACUUCCACUUUGAUAACUCGUUAUGGGAGGAAAGAGAGAACCCUGCUUUUGAAAAUUCUUAAAAAAUAAUGUGCUUAAUGACAUUGUACUGUAAAACAAGGUUUUGUAUAACGAGUUAAUUGCUUUCAAUGUAUUUAAAGCCAUCACUGUUCCUUCUAUACCUAUUUUUGUGUAUGGGCUGUUAAAGCUAAAAAUAUAUAACUUUUGGGCGACCCGACCAGAUUCACGUAGAAAUGUGAGUUAUAGACAUGUAAUUAUUGAAAAUAAGUCUAAGAAGCUGUUAUAUCUGUUCUAUGUAUACUAUUUCUAUGCUUCCCAUUCUUAAAUUUAGUUUUUGGCAUCUUUUACUUUCUGGUUUUUGUACACCAGCUUCAAACAGCUGAAAAUGCUAUAUUUCUGGGUGAUUGAAAAUAUAUUUCACAGCGAUUUAAAUGGUACAAUGAUUCUCUACACUCUGUUUUGUGUAAAUUAGGAAAACUAUUUGAAUUUUAGCAACUAGAAAAUGGCGGAGUGAUUUCUGCAUAUUUCUCCUUUUUAAUGGAUGUUAGAUGUGUAGGAUUUUAAUUUGACCCGUAUUGUCACAGAAAAAUAAUCAACAGGAUUUGAACAUUUAAUCCAUUCACACUUUUCGUGAUGUAAUGUUGCUUGAUCGGUGGUUAGGCCAUUAGCUGGCCGAAAUGGGGCUACAUUACAGUGCAAUAAUGUUAAUAUAAUAGUGUGUUAGUGGUUUUCAGUGAAUUUAUGUCCAUCCUGCAGCGCAGGAAAAUUCUCAGCGACAACAGGCUGAUCAAAUGAAGAUCCCAUAUCUGAAUGUAGCUUGUAGUCAAACUCAUGGCUUUCUAUGUUUCUCAUCAUGUUCACUUGGACAAAUGUUGAAUUCAAUAUAUUGAGAUCAAUAGAAUGCGCAGAAUGUGCAGUGCUGUAAAAAAAAGUAUUUUAUUUUUAAGAAUAACAAAACAAAACAAUAUAUAUAUACUUAUUUUAUUUAUUUAAUUAACACAAUUGUGCCAGACCCAAUUCCCCUGUGUGAAAAGUAAUUCCCCUUUACUCUCAAUAACUGGUUGUGCCCCCUUUUAGCUGUAAUGACUCCAACCAGACACUUCCUGUAGUUGUUGAUCAGUCUCUCACGUCGCUGUCUCCCCCUGCCCAUCUCACCCCUUUCUAACCCCGCUCUCUCUGGAGGCUGGAGGGUUGCUAGGUGACCACAAGGUGUCAACCUGGCAUGUAGUGUCCUGCCUGUCUGACAGGUGAUCCAUCAUCUAAACAUUGAUAGUAUUGUCAGGGUUGGAGUCAACUCCCUUCCAACUCCAUCUAUUUCAUAAUGUGGACUGAAACGGAAUGCUCUCUUGAACAAGCCAACAUAACCCUUAAAUAUGACACUGUUAGGUAAUUUGGGGAUAUUAGCAAGCUAGGAGCAAUACAACCAUUAUUUUGUAGUAUUUAUAAAGAAUUGUUUGGGCCUUUGGAAAGCCUUGACAUGAGGCACUUAACUGAUCACAAUAUGAGUUUUAAUCAGUGUUGGGGGGUAGUAAACUGCAUGUAGUUUAACUAGUAAUUUAACUACAUUAGCUUGUUGGCAGUUGAACUAAAUUUAAAUCUUGGUAGUGUUUUCAGUAGUUGAAUACUUUGUAGUGAUGUAGCUAACUGCUGGAACAACACACUACAUUUGCACCAAACAAAAAUAAAAUAUGUUUGAAGUAGGCAAUAUAUAUAUAUAUAUAUAUUUUUGCAUCAGACCUUGCCUAAUUCUCAAUUGAAACACAGCUUUUGUGUUUAAUAGGCUAAAUGACACAUUCUGACAUCAGAGUGAUCUAUCCUGCCAAUUUGUAGUCUAUGACAUUCCCAGCCUGGUCUCAUAGAUUAAACGUAAACAGGUAACGUAAAUCCUGGACACUCAAAUGAGUUUGAUAUGUUACAUUUGGUAUGGUUACAUGAGACAGAUGGUUACUAAAGGUAAAAACAAAAGGAAGGCGAUUGGUCGGGGUGGAUGGAUGGGUGUAUAACGCAAACGUCUGGCAACCCAAAGGUGUGUUCGAUUCUCAUCACGGACCACUUUAGCUAAUUCGCAACUUUUCAACUACUUUUUAGCUACUUAGCAUGGUAGCUAACCCUAACAUUAACCCUAACCUUACAUCUUUAACCUAACUCCUAACCUUAACCUUAACCCGAACCUUAACCCUAACCGUUAGCCAAGCUAACAUUAGCCAGCUAGCUAAUGUUAGCGUUAGCCACUUAGCUUAAAUUAACCACAACAAAUUGUAAUUCAUAACAUAUCAUACGUUUUGCAUGAUCAUAAUAUAUGGUACGUUUUGUUCAUUCGUAACGUAAAGUACGGAUUGUAAUUCAUAACAUAUCAUGCGAAAUGUGUGAUGGACAUCCCCCAAAUUAAUCCAUACCAUACAAAAACGUAACAUAUCAUACAAAAUGGAGUGUAUUUAACAAGUUAUGCGAAAUGCUCUGAGACCAGGUUAACAUUUCAGACCAAGAUAUGAUCAUCAUUUUUCAAAGUAAGUAACGUUCAGUAAUCUAUAUUUUCCAUAAAGGUAGCUUUAGCGUAGCUUAGAUUCUUCCAAUGUGAAGCAAUUGGUAGCUUGGUAACAGUGGAGGCUGCUGAGAACGGCUCAUGAUAAUGGCUGGAAAGGAGCCAAUUAAAACCAUGUGUUUGAUGUGUUUUAUACCAUUCCACUGAUUCCGGUUCAGUUAUUAUCAUAAACCAUGUGUUUUAUACCAUUCCACUGAUUCCGGUUCAGUUAUUAUCAUAAACCAUGUGUUUUAUACCAUUCCACUGAUUCCGGUUCAGUUAUUAUCAUAAACCAUGUGUUUUAUACCAUUCCACUGAUUCCGGUUCAGUUAUUAUCAUAAACCAUGUGUUUUAUACCAUUCCACUGAUUCCGGUUCAGUUAUUAUCAUAAACCAUGUGUUUUAUACCAUUCCACUGAUUCCGGUUCAGUUAUUAUCAUAAACCAUGUGUUUUAUACCAUU